UCCCAUUUGGAUUUUUCACGGUUUGAGCAAAUUUCUUCAGCUUUUUCGGGUGAUUAUGGGUCAAACACAUGGAACCGCGGACAAGGAGGUGACGCUUAAAAACAUCCAGAAGCUCUACCGCAAGUUUACCUUUGAGUGUCCCAGUGGAAAUCUGCACUUACACGAGUUCAAGAGGAUCUUUGGAGUCAACAGCAGUUCAACAGAGGAAGAAUCUGCAUAUAUGGACAAUUUAUUCCGGUCCUUCGACACAAAUAAGGACGGUAAAAUUGACUUCAUGGAGUACGUCGCCGGCGUUCAUAUGAUUCUUCGAGGAAAACUGGAAGACAAACUGAGAUGGUCUUUUAAAAUCUAUGACGGUGACGGAAACGGCUGUCUGGAGAGGGAAGAAGUAAAAAACAUCCUCCAAAUCAUCUACACAAUAAAGAGCCACAGUGAUGAGGACGCCACUGAGACUGUUGACGACAUCUGCAACAGAAUAUUUCAACUGCUGGACAAAAACGACGACUGUGAGAUUUCUCUGGAGGAGUUUAUUGAAGGAGCUGAGAAGGAUCCCUGGUUGAUGGAUCAGCUCCAGCUGGACAUCCGGCCUCGAGACUGGUUCAUUGAAAAGCAGGAGAAGAUGACCUGAGUCCUGAUAAACGAUUGGACGCCGAGUUGUGAUAAUAAUCUGCCAAAAUAACCCAAACUGUGCUAUUUGAUCUGCGAGGAGCAGAACGAAACCCUGAGGUCUUUGGAACUGAGGAUUGGAGAUAUCUAAUCACACACUUGACUUUCCAUCCUUCAUUUGGUUGUUGUGAACG
Molecule: messenger RNA, 800 nt
Organism: Acanthochromis polyacanthus (spiny chromis)
Lineage: Eukaryota; Metazoa; Chordata; Actinopteri; Pomacentridae
Product: guanylyl cyclase-activating protein 2-like
Exons: 4
Coding region: 56-628 (190 amino acids)
Biological process (GO): visual perception
Cellular component (GO): photoreceptor inner segment; cone photoreceptor outer segment
Molecular function (GO): calcium sensitive guanylate cyclase activator activity; calcium ion binding
Source: RefSeq, a predicted model, not a curated record